Molecule: messenger RNA, 4099 nt
Organism: Fopius arisanus
Lineage: Eukaryota; Metazoa; Arthropoda; Insecta; Hymenoptera; Braconidae
Gene: mor
Product: SWI/SNF- related protein mor
Exons: 3
Coding region: 74-3115 (1013 amino acids)
Biological process (GO): positive regulation of DNA-templated transcription
Cellular component (GO): SWI/SNF complex
Molecular function (GO): DNA binding; histone binding
Source: RefSeq, a predicted model, not a curated record
UUGCAUGUGAUGUUUGCGGUGAGUGCGGCGUUGUAGAAUUGGCCUGUCGACGUAUUUCAAUUAAAAAUCAUAAAUGAUGUUAACUCUUGGACCAAAAAAAGACGGUGGACCAAAUACCAAAUUUUUCGAAUCACCAGAUGUACUCGCGCAAUUAGACGGCGUUAAACAGUGGCUUCUAAAAAACUGCAAAAAAUAUGUUGCUACAGAUCCACCAACGAACAAAAGUUUAGCAGCCCUUGUGAUUCAACUGAUCGAAUUCCAAGAGUCUUAUCUUGGAAAAAAUGUUUCGAAACCACCGUUAACGAGACUCCCAAUGAAAUGUUUCUUGGAUUUCAAACCAAAUGGUGGGCUCUGCCACAUUUUGGCGACAGCCUACAAAUUCAAAACGGAGCAGACCUGGCGAAAGUUUGACUUUAAUGUACCAAAAUCUGGGUCUCGAUUAGACCGUAUCGUGGAGAUGAUGAGAAUGGCAGAGCGUGCCCUUCUGGAGAAUCGCUGUCUGAGCAUUCCCUGUGUCUACGUGCGUCCAGAAGUUGAAAAAUCAACAGCAGCCAAGGUGAAGGACUCAGUGCGUCGUCACCAGGGUACAAUAGCCGAGACCGAGGGUGAAGCAUCUCACAUAAUCUAUCCAGCAGUGGAUCCAACAGAGGAAGAGUACGCCCGUCCCACGAUGCGUCGUGAUCGUUCAGUUUUACUUCACUGGUACUACUUCCCAGACAGCUACGACUCCUGGACGACCUUUGAUCUUCCCAUUGAAUUUCCAGAGGGUGGCUUUGGUAUUUCAUCCCAGAAAUCUAAUUACAGAGUAACAGCAACGUGGGCACUAGACUUGGAUCAGUACAAUGAGUGGAUGAAUGAGGAGGAUUACGAGGUUGACGACAGUGGACAGAAAAAGGUCCACAAGUACAGACUUACUGUUGAGGACUUGAUGUCUCAGCCAUCGCAUCCACCAUCAUCAGCGAAAAAACCUAAACGAAAGCGUUCACCAAGUCCACCACCUAAAAUUGGAAAACGAAAGAGCAAUCGUGCCCCAGGAUUGGCAGCUGGCUCAUCAACAGUGGCAACCCCCAAGAAAACCAGAGGUGGUGGAGAGGAGGAAGAGGAUUUGACCCAAGGUAUGGAGGAUCCACCAGCAGAACCACGAAUUGUCGAGGUUGUGGCUAAUCCAUCGAAUCCCCCUGUCUCUGGACAAGGUGGCACCACUGGAAACAUGACAACUGGCAAUAAAAAACAGGACUCUGAGUUGCAACCUCUGAAAUCAGGGAAUAUGGCUGAUCUCGAUGAACCGCUUGACUGUGACAAGGGAUCACAGAGCACUCAGGAUCGUGAGGAGAGGGAUCACAGUAAAGAACGUGGAGAUAAUAAAGACGAGCCUGAGGAUAAUGUCACGGAGCAGACCCACCACAUCGUUGUUCCAAGUUACUCAGCUUGGUUCGAUUACAACUCGAUUCACACCAUCGAAAAACGGGCACUAGCUGAAUUUUUUAAUGGAAAAAAUAAAUCCAAAACACCUGAGAUUUAUCUAGCAUACAGAAAUUUCAUGAUUGACACUUACAGAUUGAAUCCCACGGAGUAUAUCACAUCGACAGCUUGCAGGAGAAAUUUAGCUGGUGAUGUCUGUGCUAUUAUGAGAGUGCAUGCUUUCUUGGAGCAGUGGGGAUUGAUAAAUUAUCAAGUUGAUGCUGAAUCUCGACCGACCCCCAUGGGGCCACCUCCAACGUCUCAUUUUCAUGUUCUGUCGGAUACACCGAGUGGUCUGGCACCAGUCAAUCCCAAUCCACCAAAAACACCACAACCAUCAGCAGCUAAAACUCUUCUUGAUUUGGAGAAGAAGCCAAUAAUCACACCUGAUGAGAAAGGUGCCAUUGGAGCGAUGGCUAACUUUGGAUUGAAGAUUGAUCAGUAUGCGCGUAAGCCAGCAGUAUUGAAAAAUAAACAGGCAGCUGGUGCAACAAGAGAUUGGACUGAACAAGAGACACUUCUUCUUCUGGAAGGUCUUGAGCUUCAUAAGGACGAUUGGAACAAAGUUUGUGAGCACGUGGGAUCGAGAACGCAGGACGAAUGCAUUCUUCACUUCUUGAGGCUGCCAAUUGAAGAUCCUUAUCUCGAAGAGGGUGGACCUGAGGGUCUAGGCCCUCUAGCUUAUCAACCAGUUCCGUUCUCCAAAGCUGGUAAUCCAGUGAUGUCGACUGUUGCAUUUUUAGCUUCGGUUGUAGAUCCCAGGGUUGCUGCUAGUGCAGCGAAAGCUGCGAUGGAGGAGUUCGCAGCUAUCAAGGAUCAAGUACCAGCUGCUCUACUUGAUCAGCACUUGAGGAAUGUUCAAGCUAGUGCCAAUACCGAUGGAAAAUUCGAUCCAGCAGCUGGGCUUGCACAAUCUGGUAUUGCUGGUACUGGACCACCGGAGCCACCAGAGGACAGCAGCAGUGCACCAAAUGCUGCCUCAGCUUCUCCACCAGCUGUUGCCACACCUGAGGGUAAAAAGGAUGAAUCUGAAAAACCAAAAGAAGCUGAUACUUCACCAGCUCCUGUGGUUGCUAAAAAGGAAGAAGGAACUGAGACUGAUGUACAACAAUUGGAGAAGAUGGAUGUUGAUGCCAAGGAGGUAGAGGCUGAUGCUAAAGCAAAGGUUGAUAAUCCUGAGGAGAUUGAGGCUAAGGAGAAGAAGGAUAAAGUUGUCAGGGAUGCUCAGCUUCAGUCAGCUGCUGCUGCUGCACUUGCUGCUGCUGCUGUCAAGGCUAAACAUCUCGCUGCUGUGGAAGAGAGGAAGAUUAAAUCUCUGGUUGCUCUGUUGGUGGAAACUCAGAUGAAGAAGCUGGAGAUCAAGCUUCGUCAUUUUGAGGAGCUAGAGACAACGAUGGAGAGGGAGAGGGAGGGACUGGAGUAUCAGAGGCAACAGCUGAUUACUGAGCGACAGCAGUUCCAUUUGGAACAGCUCAAAGCUGCUGAGUUCAGGGCGAGACAACAGGCGCACCAGAGGCUAGCGCAGGAGCAACAGCAUCAACAACAACAGGCACAGCAUCCACCCUGGCAGGGCCCACAGGCUCAGCAACAACCACCCAGUCCACAAUCACAACAACCACAACCACCCCCUCAUACACCACCGCAGCAGGCAUAACUUGACGAGAGAGAAACGGAAAAUAUAUCGCGGGCAUCGGACAUUUCAACAUCAUGAUGAGAGCCUUCAUUCAUUCUCUUAUCAAAUUCAGUUAUAAAAAGUGUAGGUGGACUCUAAAUAGUUUAUAAUGUUUCUCUGCGCAUUGGGUCCGGUUAAGGUGAAAUUCAUUAAAGUUUUCUUUGUGGAUUUUUAAGGAUUAUUUGUCAUUCUUUCAUUUCUUCAAUUGGAAAUUUCGAUGCAAUUUUAUACUGCAGGUUAGGUAGUAAUCGGAGGAUAUUUUGAAGAAGGAUUUCUUCGGCUUUAGUCCAAUUAUUGAUUUCAUUAUAGGUAUUUUUCAAAACGUACAUAAUGUGACAAAUGAUUUAUUGAAAAUUUCCAACUUCGAAUUUACCUGUGACUCAGAGGGUUAAGUCUAGCAUUUAAUGGAUAGUCCUUAAGUUCUACUCUUUUCUAUUUUUCUUUUCCUCCUUUCUUAAUUUCUUCCAGUUUCAAGUAUUGAAUACAAAGAUAGUUAUUUAGUGGUAAUGAAUGAAAUGAAAAAAAAAAUAGUUUUUAUAAAUCUCGAAUUUUUCAGUUAAUUUAGAUCAAAUUAAUUACUUGUAAACAUAUUCUGAAUUUUCCCGAAUAUUCCAAACUUCGACAAUUAAAGAGAAACCAACGAAUUUCUUAAUUGCAAUUGAUUUUUAUUUUUUCUCGGUCAUUCCCUUUACUUAAUAAAUUAUCAGGAUUCACCUGUGAACAAUAAUAUCGACUUUUACUUAUUCUUUUCAAUGAAUUAUAAACACAGAAAUGGGAAUUUAUUAGAUCAUUAGUUAGAGUCAAUAGCAGGACCACUGUACAUCAUUAAACAUCGAUUCUUAAUUAAUUAAUGAAAAUAAUGAAGUAACUCCCCCAUCCAUAAUUUUCAUUUGUAGACGAAAAUGAUUUUCACCAAUCGCAAGAAAAUCGUUUGUAGAUAAAGAAUAAAAGAGUUUCAUCUUUGCA